AUGAGUCCAUCAUCAUGCUGGCUCAGUCUUGCCGGCCUAGCCCUCCUGGCUACCGGCAGCAAUGCACUACUCCCUAGCCGUGCUGAUAUCGAGACCACCUUGCAGAGUCGGCUUUCCGAGGGCGCAGAAAUCUACUUCCCUGACGAAGAGGUCUUUGAGCUAGCGACGGAGAGAUGGUCGUACUAUCACCCACCAAACUUCACUGUUGUUGUCGAGGUUGCUGAGGAAGAAGAUGUGGCUAUGGCUAUCAAAUACGCCAAUGCGAAUGAAAUUCCCUUCCUUGCGGUCAACGGUGGCCACGGCGCGAUCUCAUCCUUGUCGAGGCUUCAUCAAGGUAUGGAGAUUUGGAUGCACAAACUUAAUUCGUUUGAGAUCGCAGAAGAUGGUCAGACGGUCACGCUUGGAGGUGGCAUCAAGUCGUCGGAAUUGAUCCCAGCUCUCUUCAAGUAUGGAAAACACACUGUUCAUGGCGUUUGCGAGUGCGUUAGCUAUCUCGGACCAGUCCUAGGUGGUGGCCACGGUACGAUGCAAGGCAAGUACGGCAUGGGUGCCGACCAAAUCGUAUCCUUGCGACUUGCCACGGCAGAAGGUGAGAUCAUCACCGUCUCAGAAGAUGAAGGAGACGAGGAUCUGUGGUGGGCCAUGCGAGGCGCAGGCCACAACUUUGGAAUCGUAACCUCGGUCACUUCGAAGAUUUACGACGUUCCAGAGGGAGGCAAGUGGGCAUACGAGCAGCUCAUGUUCACCGGUGACCAGUCCGAGGAACUGUUUGAGAUCUUCAACGAGCUCGCUGAUAUCCAGCCGCCCGAAUUCUUCGUUUGGACAUACCUCGUCCGCAUUCCAGACAUGGAUCCUGAGAAUCCUAUUUACCUUGCCAACUUCAUGCGCGAAGGUCUUGACGAAAUCGAGCCCGAACUCAUUGACCCCUUCCGCGAGCUCUCGCAGGUUCCUGCACUUGCCAAAACCGUCGGCCUCUAUACCGACAUUCCAAGGUGGAUCAACACGGCCGUAGGCUCGAGAGGCUGCGCAGCUGAGGCCAACAAGGUGCGUUUCCCAAUCAGUUUCCCGCGCUACGAUCCCCGUGCGCAGAGGGAGUUAUUCGACGUCUUCGCAAACGGUACCGCAGAGGGUUCGCCUUUCAACACUUCUAUGGUCCUUCUUGAGCAGUACUCAGCGCAGGGCGUCGAGUCAAAGCCUGAGAACGCAACUGCGUACCCUCAUCGGUUCGACGACUUGCUGGUCUCUCCUGUCAUUGCCUACCUAUCUGACGGCGACGAGGAAGAGGAGGACGCCUUGGAGUUUGGUGAUGUGCUGCGAGACAUCCUUUUGGAAGCCACCGAUAACCCUACCGAAUUGCACGCAUAUGUCAACUAUGCUUCUGGAGAGGAGGGAGUCCGGGCGUGGUAUGGGUAUGAGCCGUGGAGACUUGAGAAGCUCCAAGAGGUGAAGAGACGCUACGAUCCCGAGGAGAGAUUCUCCUUCUAUGGACCGAUUCCCCUGACAGAAGAACUCACUGAGUAG
Molecule: messenger RNA, 1521 nt
Organism: Aspergillus mulundensis
Lineage: Eukaryota; Fungi; Ascomycota; Eurotiomycetes; Eurotiales; Aspergillaceae
Product: putative FAD-dependent oxygenase
Exons: 4
Coding region: 1-1521 (506 amino acids)
Molecular function (GO): oxidoreductase activity; FAD binding
Source: RefSeq, a predicted model, not a curated record